CGCAGGGCUGCCGGCGCCAUGGGCCCGCCGGCGUUCGUCCUCGCGGCGCUCCUGGUGCACUGCGUCUUCCUGGCUUCCCUCUUUGACAUCUACUUCAGCUCCCCGCUGGUGCACGGCAUGGCCCCGCAGCGGGUCCCGCUGCCCGCUCCGGCCAGGCGCCUCGUCCUCUUCGUGGCCGACGGCCUCCGCGCGGACGCCCUCUUUGGACUGGAUGGCAGCGGGGCGCCUCGCGCCCCUUUCCUCAGGAGUAUUCUGGAGAAUAACGGUAGCUGGGGGAUCUCUCACACCCGUGUCCCAACCGAGUCUAGACCAGGCCACGUUGCACUGAUAGCUGGAUUUUAUGAAGAUGUCAGUGCUGUUGCUAAAGGCUGGAAGGAGAAUCCAGUGCAAUUUGACUCCGUUUUCAAUGAGAGCAAGUAUACUUGGAGCUGGGGAAGCCCAGAUAUUUUGCCAAUGUUUGCCAAAGGUGCUAGUGGAGAUCAUGUUUAUACAUUUUGUUACACAGCAGAAAGUGAAGAUUUUGGAGCACAAGAUGCAGCGAAGCUUGACAGUUGGGUUUUUGAUCAUGUUAAGGACUUCUUUACUUCUUCCAGAAAUAAUCAAACGUUGUAUUCUGCACUAACUGAAGAAAAAGUGGUUCUGUUCCUGCAUUUGCUAGGUAUAGACACAAACGGGCAUGCUCAUCGGCCAAACUCCAGGGAAUACAAGGAAAAUAUUAAAAAAGUUGAUGAGGGUGUGAAAGAAAUUGCUUCAAUGCUUGAAAAUUUUUAUGGAAAUGAUGGAAAAACUGCAUUCAUCUUAACUUCUGACCAUGGAAUGACAGAUUGGGGAUCCCAUGGAGCUGGCCAUCCCUCAGAGACCUUAACACCUCUGAUUGCUUGGGGUGCUGGAGUGAAUUACCCACAGAGGGUUGCAUCCCAGUUCUUUGAAGACAGUUUUUUGCAAGAAUGGAAACUGGAGAACUUCAAGAGGCUGGAUGUCAAUCAGGCUGAUAUAGCACCACUGAUGGCUUCUCUUAUCGGUGUUCCUUUUCCUCUGAAUUCUGUGGGAACUCUGCCUCUGGACUAUCUGAACAGCAGCGCUCAUUUCAAAGCAGAGAGCAUGUUUACAAAUGCCGUUCAGAUUCUCGAACAGUUUAAGGUAAAGAUGACUCAGAAAAAGGAAACAACAUUGUCGUUCCUGUUCACCCCAUUUAAGCCACUUUCUGAUUCUGAACAAAUUAAUUUUUUAAAGAAAACAAGACUCUACAUUCAGCAGGAAAAGUACGAUGAAGCGGUAUCUCUGUGCAAAACGGUGAUCAACCUUGCUUUGGAAGGCCUGUCUUACUACCAUACUUACGACAGAUUAUUCCUGGGCCUGAGUAUUGCCAUGGGUUUUGUGGGCUGGACGGCUUACGUGAUCCUGGUGAUUGUCAAGACCCAUACCAAUCUGGCUAAGGCUGCUCCAAGACAUGGCAAGGAAUCCACUAUUCUCUUGUACGUCUUUGCAUUUGUUGGAACAAUAAUAACUUUCUUCCUGUUGAUCCAAACAUGUCCUUGGACCUACUACAUAUACUGUCUGUUGCCAGUGCCGGUAUGGUAUGCAGUUGUGAAAGAAUUUCAUGUUAUUCAAAAUCUUGCUGCAAAUCUCUCGUUGCUUCCUGUUGGCCAGUCUGUGGGAUUUCUGUUUGUUUGUGCACUGGGAAUUGAAAUAUUAGUUUUCAGCUUUUUCUACCGCUUUGCGCUCACAAUUGGACUUCUUGUCUUUGCUGUCUGGCCAGUGAUCACUCAGCUGUGGGUUCAGGCAAAGAAGACAGCGUUGACCUGGAUUCUUCUGUGUGCACUUCUGGCAAUAUUUCCUUUAAUGCCUGUUGUGGGAAGAGAACCAAACAUUCCUCUGGUAAUAACAGCUGGUUUGCUGACUCUUUUGAUCUCUUGCUCCUCCUUGGCAUCUCUUUGUAAAAGCAAAAAUAAAUACGUGAUUAAGGAAGAUCUGAAAGUACACCUUUGUCAGAUGUUGAGCAUUGCACUUUCAACGUACGUCGUGAGCAGUACGCAUAGCAGUCUUCAGAGCAAGCAGGGACUGCCAGUAUUCAACCAGAUUAUUAGCUGGGCAACUCUAGUUGCUUCCUCAGUGCUGCCUUUACUGAGCCCCACGUUGCUCUUCCAGCGACUGCUGAGCGUGCUGCUCUCCCUCAUGGCCAUCUACCUGCUCCUCAGCACCGGAUAUGAAGCUCUCUUUCCACUGGUGCUGUCUGGUUUGAUGUUUGUGUGGAUAAAUAUGGAGCAAGAAGCGCUGCAGCACUACGGUCUUUCACUCAAACCAAAGCUUGCUGUUUUCAGCUUCUCCUGCCCGACGGAUAUAAGCCAGUUUCGGCAGCUCCACUUGGAUGACGUCCGCAGGUCUUUUUUCUUUGUUUUCUUCAUAGUGACAGCCUUUUUUGGCACUGGCAACAUCGCAUCUGUUAACAGUUUCGAUCCGGCUUCUGUCUAUUGCUUCCUGACAGUGUUCAGUCCCUUCAUGAUGGGAGGCUUGCUUGUGCUGAAGGUUGUAAUCCCAUUUGUUUUGGUAUCAUGUGCUUUUGAAGCUGUCCAAGUCACCACACAACUUUCUUCUAAAAGCCUUUUCCUCAUUGUUCUUGUGAUUUCAGACGUGAUGGCUCUGCACUUUUUCUUUUUGGUUAAAGAUUAUGGAAGCUGGCUCGAUAUUGGAACAAGCAUUAGCCACUACGUGCUGGUGAUGUCGCUGACCAUAUUCAUGAUGCUGAUGAAUGGACUGGCCCAGCUGCUGACUACAAAGAGGCUUCAACUCUCCAGAAAGACUAAGCACCAUUCCACGUGAUGACGUGAUAAAUGUUCCCGAAGAUUUUCCCACCCUCAGCCUUUCUCUGAACCAACCUCCGCCUCUGGAAUGUAAAUACAAGCUAACAGACUAGAGUGACAAAAUCCCAUCCAGGGAUCAGAGUGCUCUACUGAUACAGAUUAAAUCAUGUCCCAGGG
This is a messenger RNA of Nothoprocta perdicaria, 2978 nucleotides long. It is a transcript of the gene PIGN, whose product is annotated as phosphatidylinositol glycan anchor biosynthesis class N. Lineage: Eukaryota; Metazoa; Chordata; Aves; Tinamiformes; Tinamidae. Gene Ontology annotation, biological process: GPI anchor biosynthetic process. Bases 19 to 2820 code for a protein of 933 amino acids. Gene Ontology annotation, molecular function: mannose-ethanolamine phosphotransferase activity. The transcript is spliced from 28 exons. Gene Ontology annotation, cellular component: endoplasmic reticulum membrane. The record is from RefSeq and is a predicted model, not a curated record.